AUGAAUAAUACAUUUGAUCUGAGGAUUCAAUCAAUUGAUAAUUCAUACCCAACACCCACGGCACAGAAAAGACAGAAUAGUUUAUCGUCUCAAAUGGUACAUAGUUCAAACAAACGUACUUCCAAUCCAUUACAAACCCCGUUGGGUGUACAAACUAAUCAAGACUAUCCUUAUAAUAACCUGACUUUGAAUUCACCUGGAACUCCUCAUGUAUCUUCUCCAAGAUAUAAUGUCCGAUCUAGGAAGAAUGUUGUCCAGCAUAUGAAAACUCCAACCCCGUCAGCUUAUGAAGUUCCAUCCAGUCCUAACGUCAAUCAUUUAUCGCAUUUAUCUAAUCAAAAUCAUUCAGAUCUGUCAGAUUCCAAUGCUGUAUUGGAUCAUACCCAAGAUCCAGGUGAACCAAAACAAGCAACCCGGUCCUAUUCUCAAGCAGCGGUGCCACCUGCUCCCCCGCAGAAACAACCCUCACAAACUCAUUCGUAUCAAUCAUCACAGCAGCAACAACAACAACAACAACAGCAACAGCAACAGCAACAGCAGCCCCCACAGUCAAAUUCAUCAACAGGAAAUACAACUACUAGUAAUGCUGCUCAACAACAGCAGCAACAACCAAGGGCAAUGUCAGAUGAGGAGCAACAGUUGGCUACUAAACUUAAAGAGACCUACAAGAAUAUUGUAAAUUAUGAAGAGAUUGUUCAAAAAAAUUGCAUCGAAAUAACUAUGAAAAUUAACCAAUUAACUUCAAACACAAAUCCAAGUUUGGUUUAUGGCUCACCUAUGGUAUCACAAAAUAUAUCUAAUUCAUUAAAUUCCAAUUCAUCGAUUGCUUCAAAUGCAACAAGAACUUCAGAAUUACUGAACGACUUGUGGACAGUGUAUCAUCAUAAUAUAACCCUAUUGGAUAAUUAUUAUGAUUUCUUAGUCACUUCAUUGAAGCCCUCUUCCAAUCAAACUCAGUUCAAGACAGGUAAGAAUAUCGUUGAAUUAUAUAAGAUCCCACGAAGAAUGUGGGUAUAUGGAAUUGUCGGAUUCCUUGAAGUGUUGAAAAACAUAAUGGGCAUUUUUCAAGAUCACGAGAUUUGCCUGUGUUUCAUUUCCUAUUGUUUCAAUAUCAUUUCUAAUUUAACCGACCCGAUUUUGGAAAUGGAAGGCUGGUGGCUGGAAAAACUAGGAGAUUUAUCCAGAAUGGCAAUAGCUUUAUAUUCUUCCAAAUUCAUUGAUUGGAAGAUUAGUGCUGAGUAUUGGUAUUCAGUUGCUAUGAAGACUUUAUAUGGACACGGGAAAAUAUACUACCACAUGUGUACUGUUCAACAAGAUAACUUGGAUGCAUUGGUAAAUAUAGGAAAAUCAGUCAUUUGUCGCGAUCCAUUUGUUCCAACCCAACAUUAUUUGAGAUUGGUGGUCGAAAACAUCUGCACCCAAAGAAACAUUUUGUCCUUGUUAGAAUUACCAAUUAUAGAUUUUAUCAAGAUCCACAAAGUUUUGCUCAGUAUCCAUAAUAAUGGAAGCAACAAUAAUGAAACUGGUGGUAACGGUGCUGGUGGUUCUGGUACCGGAGGCAAUGGUGGUGUUGGCACGGCAUCAUCCGUUGAAAGUAUUCAUGAUACACAAUUACAAUAUGGUAUUGACUUGGUCACCAGAUAUGGCAUUACGUUUGGGUCUGAUUCAAAUGGAUACAACUUUUUCACUAGAGAAUUGUAUGCCCCUGGCGGAGUAGCAGCAACAUCUCCUGUUAGUGACCCGCAUCAACAAUAUUACCAACAAGUUCAACAGCAACAGCAGUUGCAACAAAUGCAACAACCAAGUGCAACUAAUACCAUUGAAAAGAUGAAUUUCUGGUUCAAUAAAGGUUCUUUGUUUGCAAUUUCGAAUAUUAACCAUCUUGUUGGAUUUGGGGAUGCAAAAAAUCCAUUUGCUAAGCUUUUCCACUUACCAGAAGCAUUGAAGGAGAGAAAAGAUAAAAAAGAUAGAAAGAGGAAGUCCAGAAGUGCUUCACAAACUGACGAAAUCAAUAUGAGCAGUAUUGGUGGUAAUGUAGUAGAUGGCCAAUCGAUUGUUGCUGGCGAUUUAUCAACCAAUGAUUGGUUCUACUGCUUACAGUUUAUCAAUAAGUCUGUUCUCGAAUUGUCAAUGAGGAUAUUAAAUCAUUAUUUGAUUGGUCCUAAACAAGCAUCAACCGCUCAUGUUAUUGUUUGGUUGUACUUUUUGAUUAGUGUUGGUGAAGGAGUACAACGAUACCCGGGUAGUCAACCUAUGAUUAAUUGGUUAUUAACCAAUGUUUUCCCAUGGGAGUCCAUGAUUAAUUAUUUAAAUUCUUUGUUAGCAUUUGUUAAAAAUAAUCCAAAAUUGUGUGCCAUGUACACAAACUAUUUACAGCUCAAUUAUAUUCAAUAUUUCAAUCAAAAUGAGUUUUUGCCAGAGGUCUGGAAAUGUUGGGGUACCCUUUGGUUUGAUUUGAUUGCCGAAAAGGGAGAUUUCACCGAUUUAGAAGAAGCCGGUGUCAAGAAUAACAACUUGUUUGACUUGCCAAUUUGUGGAACUUAUCCUGUGAUAAGCAAUAAUAGCAAUAGUAGUUUAUCGGAUAACUUUGAUUUGAAAUCCAAGAACAAAAUGGAAAAUGAUAACGAUGAAAGAAUAGUUCGUAUUAUUUUGUUAGCACGAUCUGUUGCCGAUAAUUAUGGAUUUGGCUUAGUUCGUACCAGUGAUGAGUUUAAAUUCGAUGAGAAUGUUUAUAGACAAAAUAUUAUUCAACAAAACGAAGGCAGUUAUGCCGAAGAGUUUAUUCAAGAUGGAAGAUUCCAACAAAACCAUUUCAUGCAACCAAUUGCACAAGAGAACUUGACUUUGGAUAUUAACAACAACUUGACAUCUAUUCAAAAGGACGAAGUGUGGUUUGGUGGGUUUGACAGCCAUUUAUAUGAUGAUGAGAACAUUGAAUUAGGAGAUGAUUUAAUUGAUGAAGAUGAUUUAGAAGACUAUCUGAAUGAAUAUGGUGUCACUGGAGGUAAUAAUAGUGGCCAGCGUCCAUCAAAUGGAGGUCAUGGAGAUUUCUACAAUGAUAGUUUUAUUGGCAAACCUACUGAUUUGGUUGGUGCUGGUGAUGACUAUGAUGGAAAUUUUGGAGACAAGAUCGACAGUAACGUUACCCAUAUUACUUUGGAUACAAAUAUCUGGUUGAAGCAUUGUGGACGAAUCUAUAAAUGUGUUCGAGAUGGUGUUAUUAAAGUUCUGAUACCGCUAAUUGUUUUCCAAGAGUUAAGAGCAUUGAGAAAAUCACAAGAGGCCACCAUUUCAGAUGCUGCCACCAGAUCGGUGAUCAUUAUACGAGAAUUGUAUUUGUCAAGAGAAAUUGUUCCUUUAAGAUUUGAUGGUACCGUUGCCAGUGAUAUCAAUGAAACUACGGAAUUUGAGAACAAUUCGAGUUGGAGAUCUAAUGUUGAUGAGACAAUAUUGCACUCUGUCAAUGAACAUGAUGAAAUGGGGAAAAGGUUAAUGAAGGGAUUGAAUUUACGAUUAUCAAGUAAUUCAAGAGAUAAUUAUGGUAGAAGAGGAAGUUCCAAUGAUCCACCUAUAUUAAAUUCAAGAUUGGCCAAAUUAUUCAAGUAUUGUAUACUCAUUACCGACGAUAGAAAUAUGAGAUUGAGAGCAAAGACAAUAGGAUUAACGUCAUUCCAAAGCAAAUGGUUAUUUAAUCAACUAGAAAGUGUAUUUGCCGAUAGAUGUAUUGACUGA
Molecule: messenger RNA, 3732 nt
Organism: Candida tropicalis MYA-3404
Lineage: Eukaryota; Fungi; Ascomycota; Pichiomycetes; Serinales; Debaryomycetaceae
Exons: 1
Coding region: 1-3732 (1243 amino acids)
Molecular function (GO): protein binding
Source: RefSeq, a predicted model, not a curated record